AUGGUUACAGGAAAAAAUCUCUUUGUUAUGAAGAUGAACAACAAGUACAACUUCAGAAAUCAGGGAGAGAUGGGGAAUGAUCUCAUUUCACGUAUAUUCAUGAGCUUAAGUGUCAUGGAUGUCAUUCACUGCGGAAGUGUUUGCUGCUCUUGGAGGGAAGUUUCUUCCAAUACCAGACUUUGGAAGACUAUAGACUUAACUAAGGUGGACUCAGAAAUAUUUCUUCAAUCUAGGUCAGGCCAUAUUGCUAUGGGAAUUUUGAAUGCUGUUUUCAGUCGUGGUAAAGAUGUUACUUGCCUGGUUUUUAACUACUACUUUUACAUGAGGAAUAGUUAUUUGAUCCAUGUUUCUCAAAGAAUACUGAAUCUAAAAAGACUAGUUCUACCGGUGAUUGGUAAGCACUGUAAUAAAUUCGCGGAGAUGAAAUUGAUGUGUGAUUUUUAUGAGGAGUACGCAGAGGCAGUUGCUGCCUACAUACCAAACUUAAAGGUCUUGAGCCUUAGGUGCGCUGAAGUGUCCAGGGGAGCUGUGCUUCACAUACUGAAUGAAAUGAAUCAUUUGCAAGUGCUCAAUUUAUCUCACUCCUACAUUGUGGACCACGCUCCAACACCAAACCGCUGCAUAGUAGUACUCCGUGAACUUGAUCAGAUGGUCAUUGAAGCAGCAUCAUGGCUGAAGAAAUUUCUUUUCAGUCGUAGCAGACUCUACUGCAACAUUUGCAGGCUUCAGUUAAGUAUGAAUGGAGUGCUGAUGCGGUGCAGAUAUGAAGAACGAGUUUGGAGAAUGGAUGAGGUGAGCUCACUUGCUCAUUGA
Molecule: messenger RNA, 813 nt
Organism: Rosa rugosa (rugosa rose)
Lineage: Eukaryota; Viridiplantae; Streptophyta; Magnoliopsida; Rosales; Rosaceae
Product: F-box/LRR-repeat protein At3g48880-like
Exons: 3
Coding region: 1-813 (270 amino acids)
Molecular function (GO): protein binding
Source: RefSeq, a predicted model, not a curated record